Messenger RNA from Suillus clintonianus, 486 nucleotides. RefSeq lists its product as uncharacterized. The record is from RefSeq and is a predicted model, not a curated record. The coding region runs from base 1 to 486 and encodes 161 amino acids. NCBI's taxonomy places the organism in Eukaryota, Fungi, Basidiomycota, Agaricomycetes, Boletales, Suillaceae. The transcript is spliced from 7 exons.
AUGUAUACUUUUGCCGAUAUAAGAGACGGUGCCAGUAGCAUGCAAGACCUAGGUGGAGGUCUAGAAUUAUGGCGCGGAUACUUCCGCACUCCGCCGCGGAGUCCAAAAAUAGCAUAUAUCAGUCUCAUCUCAGACGAUCAUCUGCGAAACAUAUUUGCAGGAGAGAGUUUCAAUGAACGGCUUGCCAAACGUUUCACACUGAGGCUAAGUAUAAAUUUCGCAGUCAGCGACACCCAAGCCGACGGUACCAGAAUGGUCAAGCGAUCAACUGAAGUGGUUAGAGGACCAGAUGGCCCUAUACCUCAGUCCGAGGUCCUCACCACUGAGCAACAACACUCCCUUUUUCAGGCGGAAGAACAGCGCAAACUCCGCAUUAAAGCUGGUUUCGAACAAAAGAAGACCAACUCUAUGAUGGCCAGAUGGUCUUGCGUUUUUGAGGAGCCGUUCGAGGAAGCGUUCAACCGUACUUUGAACGUUCAACCGUAG